This is a messenger RNA of Amphibalanus amphitrite, 2089 nucleotides long. RefSeq lists its product as uncharacterized. Lineage: Eukaryota; Metazoa; Arthropoda; Thecostraca; Balanomorpha; Balanidae. The transcript is spliced from 5 exons. The record is from RefSeq and is a predicted model, not a curated record. Bases 335 to 1699 code for a protein of 454 amino acids.
AGUGCACCGGCAGCAUUCCGCGGACAUUUAGCCCAGGUCCGUGUAUCCCUGCCCGCCGACCUGUCAGUCUCACCCAUCGCGGUCGGCAGUCGGUCAGCCGUCCAGCGACGAUCCCACAUCAUCGGCAACGACUCAGCCCUAGUUCUUCAUCCGUCGUGGCGCGCGCGGGUGCGUUGGACCCGGAACUGUUGCUUCUGACGGACAGGUGAGGACAGGUGCCGCUGGUGUGUGGGUGUCACCGCGCGCCGGGCGCCUAUAUAUGGCCCGGGGCGGCAGUCCGACGGCGUCACUCUGCUGCUAGCCUCCAUCCGCCGCCCCGAGUGAGCCAAACAGGAUGGUGUCAGCGAGCCUGCUCCUCCUCUGCGCCGCGGCGGCCUCGGCAGUGCCGCUAAAAGCCACCGUGAGCACCACGUCGCCCUCGACGCCAUCCCCGUCGCCGUCCGGGCCUGUGAUCGACAUCGACUCGAAGCUGGCCUCUGCCGUGGUGACGGGCGGUGGCGCGCAGGUGACCACUUCUGGAGGCACCUCGGGCGCCGCCAGCGUCACCACGACAGUACGCGGACCCGGCUCCGUGUCCACCCUCACCGCAGUCGGACAGGGAGGCAUCUCGGGCAGCAGUGCCACGGCCGGAAACAGCGCGUCGCUACAGAAGGGACGCUCCAAAACUGUGGUGGAGGCCACCACCGAGGGUACCCAGGUGAAGACCGGCACCCAGGGCAAGGGCAUCACCAGUGGAGAGGCCGUCGCCAAUCAGAAGGCCGGUGCCGAGGGUGGCGCCCAGCGCGUCGAGGCCGUCAAGUACGUCGAGUCGGACGGCAAGAACCUCUACAAGGUGGAGAAGGUGGACCGGACGGCGGUCAAGUCCGCCAGCGGACACGAGGCCUCCAGCAGGAGGUUCGGCACGUUCAACGUGCUGAACCUGGGAUCGACAGCCAUCAACAACCCGGGGCUGAUCGCACUACCAGCGCAAGCACCUUCUUCCGAGCCGGAGCCGGAGCCGACGCCUGUAUACUGGAACCCGAAGAACCCCCAGCCGGAGCCGGAGCCCCAGCCGGAGCCUCAUCCAGAGCCUGAGCCUGAGCCUCACCCGAAGCCGACGAAGCCAGUUGCCCCGCAGCCCAAGAAGGAGCUCUCCUCCGAGUCGAAGGCGAAGCAGGCCGGCAAGACGACUGGCCUGGGCGCCGUGAGCUCGACUGGCGCCACCCAGGGCGCUGCCCAGUCGCAGACGUCGGUGGAGACGCCCAACGGCAGCGCAAAACAGGCGGCCGUCGUCAACUCCGGCGUCGGCCUCACCGGCGUCUCCUCGGGCACCGGCCUGUUCAACCAGAAGGCGCACGGAAAGACAGCGGUGACCCGCACCGGCGAGAGUAUCGACGUCACGUCCAUCUCGUCCGGCCUGGGUGAGACUGACGGCGCCGCCGGAUCCAUCCAGAGCGUGGCCACCAACGGCGGCUUCACCGCAGUCGACACGCUCAACCUGAAUCUGCCCGGCCUCGACCUGGGCAGCAAGGCCAAGGCCAGCGGCACCUCGUCCAGCGGCCACAAGGCCUCCAGCUCCGGACCGGGCCGCUUCAUCACCAGCAACGAGGUCGGCACCGAGAUCAAGCUGACGACGCCCGAACUGGACCUGGAGACCAUCCACGUGCCGCUGCCCGCACCCACCACGAAGCCGCCCAAGGUGAAGCGGGGCAAGUGGUGAUUGGUUCGCUCGUGAGCCGGGUGGCCGUUCACCGGUAUCGGGUCGCGGUCGGCCCGAAUCUCUGGACUCAGUGCGGUCGCCGCCGGUCGUCGGCCGAUAGUUGGAUAGACGAUGGUGCCGGCCGGGGGACAGAGGGAUGGACGCCCGGGAUCGGGCGAAUCUCCGGUCCCGGGCCCAGAUCAGGCUGGUUAUGGACACCGGAGGACCGAAUAGUGUGUACGAUAGCUGUGCUGAAUAUACAGAAUGAAUGGAACCUGCCAGUGCCUUCCGUUCUUUCUCAUGCGCUAUUUGUAUGCUAAUGUUGCGCUGCCGUUUUUCAUGGUUGUCAACGUGUUUUAUAUUGCAUUGCACAAUCACCCAACCGACGGAAAUAAACAACAGUGUAGAUCA